Messenger RNA from Hemibagrus wyckioides, 1699 nucleotides. RefSeq names its product NIPA magnesium transporter 2 (gene nipa2). Lineage: Eukaryota; Metazoa; Chordata; Actinopteri; Siluriformes; Bagridae. Gene Ontology annotation, biological process: magnesium ion transport. The coding region runs from base 101 to 1345 and encodes 414 amino acids. Gene Ontology annotation, molecular function: magnesium ion transmembrane transporter activity. The transcript is spliced from 6 exons. The record is from RefSeq and is a predicted model, not a curated record. Gene Ontology annotation, cellular component: membrane.
ACACACACACACACACACACACACACACAUACAUACAUACAUACACACAUACAUACACACACACACACGGCUGUCACUUGAGCUUAUUUAUUCAUGUGACAUGAAUGAAACAGCUCUAGGGGACACGUGCGAUGUUUGUAAAGUUUGCUAUGGAAACGGUGUUGUAUCCGGACUCGGCUGCUCCGGAGGAGGACGGUUCCUGUGCUCGCUGCUCAAUGUGACAGAGGAUCACGUCUUCGCCAUGGCUCAGGAGCGAGGCAGAUUCGACUUCUACAUCGGCCUGGCUUUGGCCAUCAGCUCCAGUUUGUUUAUCGGUGGAAGUUUCAUCCUGAAGAAGAAGGGACUGCUGAGACUCGCCCGGAAAGGCUCCAUGCGAGCAGGUCAAGGUGGUCACGCGUAUCUAAAAGAAUGGCUUUGGUGGGCGGGGCUUUUAUCGAUGGGUGCUGGUGAAGCUGCAAAUUUCGCAGCUUAUGCGUUUGCCCCUGCGACACUCGUCACUCCGCUCGGGGCUCUCAGCGUGCUCGUCAGCGCCGUGCUCUCCUCCUACUUCCUGACGGAGAGGCUGAACCUGCACGGGAAGCUGGGAUGUCUCCUCAGCGUGCUCGGCUCCACCACCAUGGUGAUCCACGCGCCGCAGGAGGAGGAGAUCGACAGCCUCAAAGACAUGGCCGAGAAACUGAUGGACCCAGGCUUCGUCGUCUUCGCCACGUUCGUCAUCAUCGUGGCUCUGAUCUUCAUCUGCGUGGUCGGUCCACGUCACGGCCAGACCAACAUCCUGGUGUACAUCACCAUCUGCUCGGUGAUCGGCUCUCUGUCUGUGUCCUGCGUGAAGGGUCUGGGGAUCGCCAUCAAGGAGGUGAUCUCUGGUCAGCCCGUGUUCCGUAACCCUUUAUCCUGGCUGCUGCUGGUGAGCUUGGUGGUGUGCGUCAGCACUCAGAUCAACUACCUGAACAAAGCCCUGGACAUCUUUAACACCUCCCUGGUCACGCCCAUUUACUACGUCUUCUUCACCACCUCAGUGCUCACGUGUUCCGCCAUCCUCUUCAAGGAGUGGGAGCACAUGGGCUACGACGACGUCAUCGGGACACUGAGCGGCUUCUUCACCAUCAUCGUGGGCAUUUUCCUGCUGCACGCCUUCAAGGACAUCAACGUCAGUCUGGCCAUGCUGGCCAUCAGCAUCAGGAAGGAAGAGCGCAACGGGACGGUGGCCAACGGCGUCGGGGUGCACGCUCACUCCCCCUACGAGCUCCUCCGGGACGAGGAGGCGGUGGAUUUAGAGGACAGAGAGAUGACCACUACGUUCGAUAACGUCUCCAGGAGAAACGGCGGCAUAGCCGCGUCUUAGGUUUCAAACACCAUAGGCUAAUCAUCUACUGUGUGAUUUAUUUUUUGUUGUUUUCUCUUUUAAAAUCUGAAGACAAUCAGAAACAGACCAGAGUCUGGGACCGAACGAUUGUACACGAGUAUUCUUUCAUUUCUCUCUUCUCUUUCUGCCUUACACCAGUCACAGACGCAGCUUCUCGUAAGGCUUCGUCUUCUUCCUCGUGUAGCGUUGUAAAUACUUUUUAAAAGCCUUGGCUUCUGAUGUGUACAUAACCUGCACUGAUUUAUGAUUUUUCUUAUCAACUUUUUUAAUUUAAAUUUAAACCCCUCCCUCUUUUCCCCUCUUCUUCCUCCUCCUCCUGUUAUACCUUCUUCA